Messenger RNA from Labrus mixtus (cuckoo wrasse), 839 nucleotides. Its product is annotated as cornifelin homolog B-like. The record is from RefSeq and is a predicted model, not a curated record. Bases 224 to 610 code for a protein of 128 amino acids. Lineage: Eukaryota; Metazoa; Chordata; Actinopteri; Labriformes; Labridae. The transcript has 4 exons.
UUUAUAUUUUCUACAUCUCGUUCAGUUCAGUGUUUGUGAUUUUAAAUAGAGAAGCCUCUGAGAGACUCCGCCUCCAGGCUCCUCACCUGAGAAAUGACAUCAGACAAGUUGGACAGGUUGAUCAGAAACCUCCGUAUGACCUCAUCCUCCAAUCAGAAAGCUGCUCAUCAGUCUCUGAGUCCGACUCACACAAUUGUUUGCGUGUCCUGUGUUGUGCUGCAGGAUGAGCUCGUCCGUGCGCACGCAGCCUCGUCCUCUGGGGGCUUUCUCUGAUGAUGCGGCAGAGUGGAGCUCUGGGAUCUGUGACUGCCGCAACGACACCAGAGAAUGCUGUUUUGCGUUCUGGUGUUGUCCCUGCUUUGCCUGUAUCACCUCUAAAGCACUCGGUCAGUGUCUCUGUCUCCCCUUACUGGACGUCUGCGGCGUCUGCACCCACCCCAUCACCAUGUCCAUGAGGGUCUCUGUACGCCACCGCUAUGGCAUCAGAGGCAGCCUGUGCACAGACUGUGUGUGCUCCGUCUUCUGUCAGUCCUGCGUCUGGUGUCAGAUCUCCAGAGAGAUGAAGAGCAGGGAACUUCCCGCCGUGCUGGGUGACAUCAUCAGCCGCUGAUGACAUCAUGGCUGUGACAUCACUGCCUCCUGUCCAUCCUCUUACAUAUCGACGAGCUCUUUAACAUUUAGAUAACUCAUGUUUGACUUCAUGUGUGAAUGACUGUGAUUGUUUAAAUUUUUCCUGACUUCAUGUUUGUGUUUAUUUAUUUUAAAGUCUUUUUAGUUCUUUGAUUUAGCAACACUUGUUUCAUUUAUCCUGAAAUGUAAUAAAACACUUCCUGAAGGUG